Messenger RNA from Cladophialophora bantiana CBS 173.52, 2067 nucleotides. RefSeq lists its product as uncharacterized. The record is from RefSeq and is a predicted model, not a curated record. Bases 1 to 2067 code for a protein of 688 amino acids. Gene Ontology annotation, biological process: tricarboxylic acid cycle. Gene Ontology annotation, cellular component: succinate-CoA ligase complex (ADP-forming); mitochondrion. The transcript has a single exon. Lineage: Eukaryota; Fungi; Ascomycota; Eurotiomycetes; Chaetothyriales; Herpotrichiellaceae. Gene Ontology annotation, molecular function: succinate-CoA ligase (GDP-forming) activity; succinate-CoA ligase (ADP-forming) activity.
AUGACCCGAAUCAUUUUGCCGAGGGGGUUAAGAUCCCAGAAAGCCUCUUGGUCUGUCCUAUACAAACAUGGUACCUGUGGAAAUGUCGCCCCAUUCUCGACGACUGCUCGGCGGUGGAGCUAUGCCGACACGAUCAACAACCUCAAGAUCGGCAAGCAUACUCGCGUGCUCUAUCAGGGCUUUACCGGGCGCCAAGCCACGAUGAAUGCAAAAGAAUCCCUUGAGUUCGGCACGAACAUUGUUGGCGGCGUCAAGCCCGGAGUGGAGGGUGAGCAUCUGGGUCUACCUGUUCUGCCCACUGUCAGGGCGGCAGUGGAGAAGCUCAAGCCCGAUGCCAGCGCCAUCUACGUCCCUGGAAAUGGAACCGUUACGGCUAUGGAGGAAGCCAUUGAGAACGAGAUCCCUCUCAUUGUAGCAGUUGCCGAACAUAUACCCGUACACGACAUCUUGAGAAUACACCAAAUGCUACGGACACAGUCAAAGACGAGGUUGGUUGGCGCAAAUUGUCCGGGUAUCAUCAACGUUCACGGUCGGUGCCGCUUAGGCUUCCAACCUCUGCCGUUCUUUCGUGAAGGCAACGUUGGUAUUGUCGCCAAAUCGGGCACAUUGAGCUAUGAAGCUGUCGCCUCAACGACACGGGCGGGACUGGGCCAGACCUACGCAAUCAGCAUGGGCGGCGACGUGCUUGCAGGAACAACAUUCACGGAAGCUUUCCAGGUCCUAGUUGAGGAUGAGAACACCGAGGGCAUCAUCAUGAUCGGGGAGAUCGGAGGAAGCGCUGAGUUAAGGGCCGCAGAGUGGAUCAAAGAAUAUCAGCGGCGGACUGCAAACCCCAAGCCAUUCAUGUCGGUAAUUGGAGGCAUCGAGGCUCCGCCUGGCCGGAUCAUGGGUCAUGCAGGAGCAUGGGCUGCUCCCGGAGAAGCCACCGCGGCACAAAAAAUCAAGAUUCUGGAAGAGGUCGGAGUGAAAGUCGUCGACCAUCCGGAGAAAUUGGGAGAAGGCAUGAAGGCAUUACUUGCUGAGCGGUCGAAAUCGGGUGUAAACGGCAGAUUAGGGUCCUCAACGGCAUCGCAGAAAAGAGGCUACCAUACCAUGCGAAGGCGGCUUCGACCGAUGGACACGAAAGCCACCUUCCAGCAAUGGCGUAGCUUAUACAUCAAACCUUUGCAGGCUUUUGAUAUGUUGAAGCAAAGGGGCAUACCCACCGUCGACAAUCCAACAGGACUCCAGGAAAAGUUCAUUGCCAUCUCCAUUGAUCGCGAGGCCCGGCAGCCUUGCAUCAUCGCAUCACCCACCACAGAUCCUUCGGAAGCAUUCGCCAAGUCCAAAAAGUUCCCUUUCGCAUACGGCACGGAUGAAGCGACUUCAGAUGCAAUGCUUCAGACCGUGUCAGCACAUUUGGGCGUGUCUGGAAAUGGUCGGCAUUCGCUGGGUAGACUUAUUGCCGAGCUGGUCGACAUCUUCAUGUCCAAAGAAGCCUUUGUACUUCAGACGAAAAUCAUCAUUGACAAUGAUGGAGGUCUCCAAGUGCAAGGCGCCAAAUUCGGGUUUGACGAUGCGGCCUUCAGAAGCUCGGGGCGACAGGCAGACAUCCAUGCCCUGAGGGACAUCAAGAGCGAGGUGCGUGAAGAAGUCGAGGCUGAGAAAGAGGGCAUGAUAUACGUGAAAUUGGCGGGAGAGGGCACGCUCGCCACAAUUGUAAACGGCGCUGGCCUAGCAAUGAACACGGUUGAUGCGUUGGUGGCUCGAGGUGGCCAUCCAGCAAACUUUAUGGACACCGGCGGGAAAGCCACUUCCGACACGAUCAAGGCCGGCUUCCGAAUCGUGACGUCGGAUCCUCGAGUCAAGUGCAUAUUCGUGAACAUCUUUGGGGGCUUGACGCUGGGCGACAUGAUUGCCCGGGGAAUCCUGAUGGCGUUCAAGGAUUUGGAUCUUCAGGUCCCUGUGGUCGUUCGUAUUCGGGGAACCCGGGAGGCCGAAGGACAGAAGCUCAUACGAGAAAGUGGUCUCAAGCUGGAUGCCUACGGUAAGUGGACGCUGGGUUGCGUGGAACCAGAUACCCGAUAA